Molecule: messenger RNA, 2876 nt
Organism: Zerene cesonia (dogface butterfly)
Lineage: Eukaryota; Metazoa; Arthropoda; Insecta; Lepidoptera; Pieridae
Product: NEDD4 family-interacting protein 1-like
Exons: 6
Coding region: 217-870 (217 amino acids)
Biological process (GO): metal ion transport; vacuolar transport; positive regulation of protein ubiquitination
Cellular component (GO): Golgi apparatus; endoplasmic reticulum; perinuclear region of cytoplasm
Molecular function (GO): WW domain binding
Source: RefSeq, a predicted model, not a curated record
UCAAGGCAUCGCGUCUGGUAUGGUCUGUGGUUUAGAUCAAUAAUUUUUGCAAAUUAGUCGUACAUAUUUGUAAUUUGGAUUUGUUGAACUUGUAAUACAUAACAGUGCUCGUGCUCCAUAAAAAAUAGAAAUUCGUAUAAUGCGCUGUGAAUUCUCAGCUUAUCUCCGAGAAUAUUAUUGAAAUAAAAGUGUUUUAUAGUUUUGAACUUGGUGAAAAUGAGUCAACCUCGUAUGGAGAAUAUGUGUCCCACGACGCACUUACGGGUGAUGUUGCCUAAUUCAAUGGAAACAAAUAUGCCUCCAACUUACAUUGAUAUCAAUAACAUGGAUAUCCCCCCGCCUCAGCCAGAUUUCUCGGCUCCCCCACCAUAUGAUGUGGCUGCCAAUUCUAAGCUGCCUACAUAUGAGGAGGUCCAACGUGAGAAACAAAUGGAAGGGGAGGGACCUCAACUACCUCCAGCAGCUCAUCCCACUAUUGCAGCGUUCGUUACGGUCGAGCCGAGAGAGGCCACCGCUGAACAGUUAGAUCCCGAGAACAACUUGCUUGGCACCGAUAUCAUGUUCCUGACAUCGUUUUUCGUGGCAUUCCUAUUCAACUGGAUCGGGUUCCUCCUGCUGAUGUGCUUCUGCCACACGGUCGCGAGCCGCUACGGCGCGCUCGCCGGCUUCGGCCUCUCGCUCGCCAAAUGGACGCUCAUAGUGAAGCAUUCCACUGAACUCGCCUCGCACGAGAACUCGUGGUUGUGGUGGCUUAUUAUGGCAUUCGGAAUUCUCAUCUGCGUGCGCGCUAUUAUCCAGUACUUGAAUAUAAAACGCGGAUGGCGUCUGCUCUCCGGCACGGCCCAAGAGCGACUGCUGUUCUUCUAUUGAAAUGCACGUUUUGUCUCGCUCGCACUCGCACGUACACCGUGAAUGCGUGAAAGAGAUGAAACAUUAUCACAUAUUUCAGGUGAUGUAAAAAUAUAAUAUAUUGUAUUAUGUCGUUUAAAAUAUUAUAUUAUAUUCCUAUGUGUCAUACAUAUUUUGUUAAUAGAUCUUGAGAUAAAUUUGUUAUAUUAAACCAAAUUUAUUUUUAUCUAUAUUCUAUAUUUAUUUAGUUAUGUAAAUAUUUUUUUAGAUUUAUUUGUAUAUAUUUAACUGGGCUAGUGUUAAAUAUUAAUUAGUUUAAUUCCUCGUUUCCAAAAAAACAAUUCGAUCGUGUUGUUGUAUGUAGAGUAUAAAAUCUGUGUACUUUUUAAUUAUAAUAUCAUUGUUGAGAAUCUUUAGAUCUCUGAUUUAUAGUUGGGUCAUUUAUAUUAUAUUUAAAUUAAAAUUAAAUAAUAUGUCACCCAUCCAGUUUAUGACCGUGUAAAACGUUGCUUGACCUCCAUUUUCCUUUUUUCAUUUUUUUUGUUAAUAUAGCGGUGUCAGAAAACAUCAUCACUGAAAAUUACAACUGUCUCACUACCACGAACACACACAGACAGAUGGACAAGCAAAGUCUUAAAGUAACUGAUUCCCGUUUAACGCCUGUGGAUAGCGAAUCCCAAAAGGCUAUAUUUAAAUAUUUCAUAUUUCGUGGAUUUAACUUUUUUAUCUUUAAUUAUGUGUUUAAAAUCAACAGUCCGUUGAGUAUAGCUUGUUAAAUGCACAAAUCUUAAUUUAAUAAUAUAUAAAUCUGAUAAUGUCCCAACUAUAAAAUAAGUAAAAAUAUAUAUAAGGAGACAGCCAGCGGUUUCAUGUAUGUGCACCAAAAAUUGUUACUUUUAUAGUAAUAACGUCCAAAUAUUUAUAAUUUAAGUGCAAUAAAAUUUCUAGUGUUCCUUGUGUUUUAAAUAAAUUUUACUUAGUUUAUUAUUUUUUUUAUUGUUUUGUACGUACGUGGUUUUUGUGUAUUCAGUGAUCGGUAGGUUUAAUACCAUUUGUCAUUCGUGUAAUAUGCAAUAAUUAUUUGAAAUUUUCACUAUUUUAUAGUGAAUAAAGUAAAAUAUAUCUAAAUUAUUUAACCUAUUAUAUUUUUUAUGUAAGUUCAUGGAAGUUAGAAUGAUAUACGAAUUUUUUUAUUGUAUCAUAUGAAACGCCUAAGCUCUGCCUUCGUCCCAAUAUUUUUUUAUGUUAUUUUGCUUUACCGCUACCCAGGAAAAUUAUAUUUCUCUUUUAUAUUAUCAAAUAUUGGAAAUAAAUUCGUGAAAGUAUAACAUUGGCUAAAGCCAUUCGAGGCUCUAUUUUUUUUUUGUUUAAAUAAGGAGAUUUUUUCGAUGUUAUUGAUGUGUAAUUAACAUUAAAAAGACAUAAUGUAUCGGUGAUAUAAAAGAGACGUUAUUUCAAUUAAAUUUCUUUACGAGUCUGAUGAAGGUGAAUGUUUCGUGACCAUCUCAAAUUAUCUAAUUAUGAUAUAGUUUAGCGCUUAAUAUAUCUCGUAUUGUAACAUAAGAUCUAGAUUUAGCACAAAAUGUGGAUGUUAGUACUUCCUCACGCAGACGCGUGGUUAAUGCUUAGUAUUUAAGUGAUUUUUCUUUUAAAUCUAAAGCUUACAUUGUCUUAUUAUUUUGAUAUUUCUAUCUGUUUAAAAUAUAAUGUAUGUCCUAAAACUAGUUACUGCUUUAUUAUAUAAUUAUAGGUUGCAUCUACAUGAUUAAUUCGAAUAUUGUAACAAAUGUUUACAAUAAUAAAAAGUUUAUAAAUAUGAAUAAUUACUUAAUGUCAUAUGAAAUUUUGUGAAACUGCGAGAUGUGUGUGGUAUUGAGUUUUUAUUUUCCAACAAUGUAAGUCUUUAGGUUAGUGUGAAGUACAUGCUGUGAUGAGAGUUUGCGAAAUUUCUAUAAUAUUUUGCCGUCUGUAAUAUUAUUUUAUAUAAAUACAGGUCGUACUUGACUGGAAAUAAAUUUAAAUUAUAA